Messenger RNA from Engraulis encrasicolus (European anchovy), 2761 nucleotides. RefSeq names its product cellular retinoic acid-binding protein 1. The record is from RefSeq and is a predicted model, not a curated record. Gene Ontology annotation, biological process: fatty acid transport; branched-chain amino acid transport; branched-chain amino acid catabolic process. Gene Ontology annotation, molecular function: retinoic acid binding; fatty acid binding; branched-chain amino acid transmembrane transporter activity. The transcript is spliced from 4 exons. Gene Ontology annotation, cellular component: cytosol; nucleus; mitochondrion. Bases 213 to 1169 code for a protein of 318 amino acids. NCBI's taxonomy places the organism in Eukaryota, Metazoa, Chordata, Actinopteri, Clupeiformes, Engraulidae.
GCACCAUCAUUGGUCGUCGUCCCAUCCCAUCGGCAUGACAUUCAGGGAGGAAGAGUUUCUUGCAGGAAUGGACAACUAGUCACGUACACAAUGCUGCUUUAACACACUCGCAACUUCGAGAUGGGAGCUGAUUAAAGACUAACGAGCGUGACACAGUUGCCGUCGAAAUCUGAUGUUGGGUGUCGCCGCCCGGAGGAUCCAGCACGGGCAGGAUGCAGCAGAAGAGGAACAUCCAGAUCAUAGAAUGGGAGGACCUGGACAAGAGGAAGUUCUACUCCUUCGGGGUCUUCAUGACCAUGUCCAUCCGCGCCACCGUCUACCCGGCCACGCUCAUCCGCACGCGCCUGCAGGUGCAGCGGGGCCGCUCGCUCUACAACGGCACGCUUGACGCCUUCGUGAAGAUCCUGCGCGCCGAGGGCGUGCGCGGCCUGUACCGCGGCUUCAUGGUCAACACCUUCACGCUCAUCUCCGGCCAGGCCUACAUCACCACCUACGAGCUGGUGCGCAAGUACGUGUCCGCCUACUCCGCCAACAACAGCGUCAAGUCGCUGGUGGCGGGCGGCUCGGCGUCGCUGGUGGCCCAGAGCAUCACGGUGCCCAUCGACGUCAUCUCGCAGCAGCUGAUGAUGCAGGGCCAAGGCGAGCACCUGACGCGCUUCAAGAUCAAGCCCCGCAUGGCGGCGGCGGCCGGCGGCAAGCACAAGGUCACUUUCGGCCAGACCAGAGACAUUAUCGCCCAGAUCUUCGCCACGGACGGGCUGCGCGGGUUCUACAGGGGCUACUUGGCCUCGCUGCUCACCUACAUCCCCAACAGCGCCGUCUGGUGGCCUUUCUAUCACUUUUACGCAGAGCAGCUAUCGAAACUGGCCCCCAGUAAUUGCCCUCACCUGCUCCUGCAGGCCAUGGCCGGGCCUCUGGCUGCAGCCACUGCCUCCACUGUCACCAAUCCCAUGGAUGUCGUCAGAGCCAGAGUCCAGGUUGAAGGCCGGUCCUCCAUCACGCGGACGUUUAAGCAGCUGAUAAAGGAGGAGGGCUUCUGUGGCAUGACCAAGGGACUGUCGGCCCGCAUCAUCUCCUCCACCCCUACCGCCAUCGUCAUGGUGGUCGGCUACGAAACGCUGAAAAAAGUCAGCCUACGCCCCGAGCUGGUGGAUUCCAGACACUGGUAGACACGCCAGCGCACAGACCUGUCUGGUGUGUCUUUGUCUGUCUGUCUGACUGGUAGAGACUACGCAGACCUGUCUCGUGUUCUGUGUCUCACUGGUAGAGACUGAGGCUGGCACGCAGACCUGUCUGGUGUCUUUGUCUGUCUCACUGGUAGAGACUACAAGGCACACAGACCUGUCUGGUGUCUUGUCUGUCUCGCCACCCACCCAGAAGAGCCUGUACUACCAACCACCCACCUCUGUAUCCCCCGUAAUGACUACUCCAGUCCGCACCCAAUGUCCAUCAUCCUCAUCUUGUCAGUCAGCCUUUUAACUAUGUUGCCUUGUGAUUGAUAACUCUCUGAGUGAUUGAGACCAUUUUUACUUUUUUUUUUUUUUUGCUUGAAGGAAAGAAGAGAUAGGAAAGCUUUUGUGUUGCAAGCAGAUUUAACAACUUUUCUUUUUUGUGAGCAACGGCUAGCUUCUUCAAAGUUGCACCUGACAAACUUGACUCCUGAGGGUGUGAUGUGUGUAAAAUGUGGGUGUUUCUCAGUCUUGCUCAUCCAUUUUCAACCAUGAAACAGCUGUAAAUAUUUUUAAACAAGACAACAGGGAUUAGGUACACACGCAAGUUACUCUAAAUUGACUGCCAGUGAUGAAUGAAAUGUUAUGCCGUGACAUCCCGUUUUAAAAUUGGAUACCGAUUCAAGAGUUAUAGUUUUAUAAAUUGUACAGUUGUAACGUGACCAGCAUCCCCAUUCCAUCGGUGUGUGUAUAAUAGUUGUUGAAGUGGGUGUUGAAUGUGUCCGCGCCACAAUUUCUGAUUUGUUGUAAACUGUUGUUGCACACAAAAAAAGAUAUCUACUGUUAACUGAAAUGACCAAACAUAUGAUUUUGCUAUUUGUUGAAGAAGGAAAUUUGGAGGGUGAUGUCGGGAAGGGAUUGAAACAUGGAUCAGACCAAAGAUUGGUCCCCAGGGGAGAAAUCAUGUCCUUUCUCUAGCGGCAGUAGUCCAUACAGUAGUACGAUGUGUUGUGUGUUUGUUUUGUGUGUGUGCAGAUAUGUCAAUUGUAUGGGUGUGUUUUUUUUUCUGCAAUCACUGUAAAUAUGGAAGAAUUUUUUAAGUACUGCUGCUGUCCCGAAUUAUCUUUGAAAUGAAUUUGACCCAUACUGAUCAUUUGCAAAGAUUCCUGUAUGUCAGCUGGUUGCAGACAAUAUGUGUGUUUGAAUCUGCCUGUAUGUCUGGUUAUUUUUGCCCAAUACGAAAGAAUAUAGUAUACUGCUUCUUCUCACAACAGAUUUUGUUUUCCACUGUGACACCAACUCUCCCUCCUCUGGUAUACGAUGUAGUGACGGUAGUACAAAGUGGCCUCAACUGUCAGUGAACCGUUUCAGCUCAUGGACCAUUUGUAUAGCCCCAGGUGUUCCGAUUGGACCUUCACAGUGGAACGUUAUGGCCUGGAAAAGAACACGGGAUUGGAAUGAGCCGAGUAGAUCGUUGUGCUGUAAUUCCGUUUGUGUCCUGCAGAGGGCAGCGUGAGAAAAGGCCUGAGAGCCACAGAUCAGGGCUGUGCACUGAGGACUGAACCAAUAAACCUUACCCACUGAUCAGAUUA